AUGGCUCCCUCUGGCUGGCAGCUGCCACCGAUACUUCCCUCCCCAAUGACACCCACCAGCUCCCAGCUACCAGAAAUGAACACCAACCCUAUGGUUUCAGCUAGCUCGCAGUUGCUAAUCAUGAACACCAACCCGGUGGCUUCAGCAAUCUCGCAUUCCCCAAUGCUAAGUACCACCCGAGACGCACCAGGAAGCUCAGUCGUAUCCACGCCGAACGCCAACUCAACGGCCCCGGCACUCUCUAAUCAGUCCACGGUAAGAGCCUCUAUAAAGGAUUCCCCGAGAGCACGCCCGUCGACAGAAACUGGUUCAGACGAGUCAGAGAUGGCCAACGUCAGCACCCAUGCCCACACCCAAUCUCAGCUCUACUAUCCCAUCAAUGAUCCUAGCUUCUCUCAGUCCAAGGUCUGGGUCAGCGAUGGAGAGAAAUACUACACGCUGUACGAGAGAUGCAUGUUCCGAAUGCGCCACCAACGCAUGAACAGGUCUCCCGCAGUACCUAAGUCAGCCAUUCAAUACGUCGAGCUUAAGCGGCUCAACCUGGAGGCUAAGAUCCGCUAUCGUAAACAACAGAUCAAGACAUGGAACAAGGACAAGGAAGCAAGAGAACGAGCGAACAUCACGGGUUCCCAUGCUGACGCCCCAUUCUCCCAGAGACUUCUGGAUGUUGCCCAAGCUGACGGGCGCUCCACCGUGCUCGCGCUGGAAGAUCGCAUCUGGCACCCGAACGCCGCCGAUAAUCCUCAGGCCGAGUGGCCCACGUUUAAGGAGUGCAAGGCCCACGGCGAUGAUGCCGCUAAGCAUGGCAUCAAGCCGAGACUUCCCCAUCCCAGAACUCCCAAGAUAGCUGAGGGAUACUCUCAUCUUGCUCAAUCGAUCCCCUCGAUCCCCGUGACAGGUCCUAACCUUCCCUGGCAACCUCGCGACCUCGCUCUUUCUAAGAAGAAAAACCUGAACGAGGCCCGGAAGGAGCAAGCCGUGGGAAUGUUGCUCAAUGGGCUCAAUGGAAUCACUAGAACCUUUGCGAACGACAUCAUGAACAAUGCCUACGAGCUGACGCCCAAGUCCGUCGCAAACGAUGAUGGCGCUAAGGACAACAGUGACACUAAGGUGGGUAAUACCGAGAAGAACAGCGGGACCAAGAAGGUAUCUGCCUUCGAGGCGGACUAUGCCUUUGUGGAUGAUGAUGAAUUGGCGGAUAACUAUGGCUUCGAGGGUGGCAACAUGGAUGAUGAAGAUGCCGCGGAGGCCGACAGUGCGACGGAGCCCGACUAUGCCUACCACAACGAGGCCGCUUGGGACUACUAAAGUAAGCCUUGAUGACUGCACAUCUCUUCUCCCCUCCACAACCUGACACCUUCACAACUUGCUUUGCACCCUAACCACACUGUGUAUGCGAUGGAGAACAUCAUGAUACAUCACAGGGGGGAUAUGGCCGUUGGGACCUGCUGAGGCAGAUGUAACAUGACACUUUCAUAG
Molecule: messenger RNA, 1479 nt
Organism: Pseudomassariella vexata
Lineage: Eukaryota; Fungi; Ascomycota; Sordariomycetes; Amphisphaeriales; Pseudomassariaceae
Exons: 1
Coding region: 1-1308 (435 amino acids)
Source: RefSeq, a predicted model, not a curated record